Phanerochaete carnosa HHB-10118-sp is the source of this 1155-nucleotide messenger RNA. RefSeq lists its product as uncharacterized. The transcript is spliced from 4 exons. The record is from RefSeq and is a predicted model, not a curated record. Lineage: Eukaryota; Fungi; Basidiomycota; Agaricomycetes; Polyporales; Phanerochaetaceae. The coding region runs from base 1 to 1155 and encodes 384 amino acids.
AUGUUUUUCAGCCAGCGUCUGCCAUCCGCUCCGGACGAGAUCUAUUCAUCCAGUCUCGACACACUUCAUCUGGGCCACGCGCUCUGGUACCCGGAACCGCAUGUGACGGGGGAGCCGCAUAUUGGCGACGUGGGCUUCAUGCGAGAGGGUGCCUUUGUCAGGCUAUUUAACCUGGACACGUCCGCACCCGAGAAGGAGGUCAAGUUCUGGCCGAAGCGUUUCGAGAAUAUCGAGUCCUUGCCUCCGGAUGUGCUGCAAAUCGACUCCAGAAGCUGCCCGCUCGUUCCGGAUCAUUAUUGCAGCGAUGGAGUUGAGAGGAAGGAGAUGCAUGCGUCUGUGGAUGUGGCGACUAGCGUAGGCGCUUCCGCGACUCUCAGUGCUAAUUACACGUGCAAGGCAGCACAAGGGGCAGUUCUCGUACUCCAGAGCGAGGCGCAUACCGAGUCGCUCUUCGAGAACCAUCUCCUUCACACGUACAUUGCCCGGAACUACGACAAAUGGUACGCGUAUGCCAAGGACGAUCUAGGCCAGGCUAUUCAGCAAGAGAGUAUCAUCGUGAUCAGAGGAUGGGUGAAGACUACGUCGGACUGGGCAGCCGUUGCCUUCCGCAACACGACCACAACGACUAAGUUCUCACUUAAAGGUCGUGUUGGUAACGCUGUGGGGGCCGAGAUGGGCGGCUCGCGUACGAGCUCUGUGAGGGGUCCACGCAUGCAGCGUCAAGGUAAGAAUUACUCCGCGAAGGCGUCCGGUCUCCCUGUCCCAGAGGCCAAGAGGAACCAGUGCCCCUUCUUGAAGCGCUACAAACUACGUAGGCGGCCGGGAUUUCCGUGGAAAGUGAUUGCGAGUGCGGGCUAUCACGUGCUUCCGGAUUCAGGAGACGCAAGGGGUACUUCGGGGAUGGAAGGUGUUGUGGCGUGGGACCAGGAUCUAGACGAGCGAGGUAUGUACUUCUUCAGGAUGUGUUGCAAUGCACACAAGCUGAUACGAGAGCAGGGUGAGGUUCUCGAUCCACUGGACAUCCUUCUAGACUACAUAUUGGAGAAUGGCUAUCGGGUAGUCGAUUUUGCAAGCUAUCUUCGCCAAUUGCAGCCUCCGGUGAGGGUUGAUGACACACGUAAGUCUCUCGUCUCCUUGUGGUGUUGCAAUAUCUAA